This is a messenger RNA of Thelazia callipaeda (thelaziosis nematode), 1386 nucleotides long. Lineage: Eukaryota; Metazoa; Nematoda; Chromadorea; Rhabditida; Thelaziidae. The record is from the annotation of a GenBank genome assembly.
UUGUUCAGUCCAAAGCAUCCACAAAAUCCUUACGAGAGAACUGCCUUUGAUAAAGCAUUUAAAACACACGCAAUUUGUGAAUCGUGGAAUUCCGGUAAUCAACCUGACGAUUUACUUUGGUCAGAACCAGCUGACCGCUUAUUACGAAUUAUUGGCAAUGGUGUUGUCAAAGAUGGCUAUAACAUGUUUAUGACACCGAGUCAAGCUCAAGGCAAAACAACCGUGGUAUCUGUUGCUCUUUACAUUGAAUCAAUGUCUUCGUUUAAAGCCCAAACAAUGGAUUUCGAAGUUGAUAUGUACCUUGCAUUGGCUUGGUAUGAUCGUCGUUUAGCACAUAAUUGCACUCAUCCAGUCCUUGUUACACAUAAAUUUAUUGCUGAUCGUAUUUGGCAACCUGACCUCUACUUUGUAAAUUCUAAAUUUGCCUACCUCCAAGAAGUUACAACACCAAAUGUAAUGGUUAUUGUAUAUCCCGAUGGUUUGAUAUUCAAAUCAAUGAGGCUAGACGUGACAUUAUCUUGCAUGAUGGACUUGCAGCGAUUCCCGAUGGAUAAGCAAGAAUGUCCACUUGUAAUCCAAAGCUAUGCUUAUGUAGAAAAUAUGGUAAAUUUGACUUGGCAUCAGGAUCCACCAUAUUUUCCAUUCGGAAGUAAUAGUGAACUCAAAAUUAAUGAUAUGGUAAUUACGGAUACUAAAUUUGAGAAGUGCCUAACACCAUACAUUAUGUUUCGAGGCAGUGGGAACUGGUCAUGCAUUCGUGGGCUGAUUGUCAUGAAACGAUUAAUGCUAUUCCACGUCAUCCAGACGUAUAUCCCAACGGCAAUGCUCGUCCUAAUCUCAUGGAUGAGCUUCUGGCUAGACCCUCGAGCUUCACCUGCUCGAGUUACACUUACUAUUACUACUUUACUUACGCUGACUACAAUGAGUAAUGGUGCCAGACAAGAUUUACCACAAGUUAGCUAUAUUAAAGCACUGGAUAUUUGGUUGACAUUCUCACAGGCUUUAAUAUUUCUGGUGCUAUUAGAAUACUCAUUUGUCAGUUACUAUCUAACUAAACGAGAUUACAAUUGUAUCCAUCGCCGUGUAUUUGGAGCCGCUGAACUUUAUCCUGAAAAAGAAAAGAAAAAAUCAGAACCACAAAGUCUAUUAAUGACAGGUACAAGAAGGUUUUCGGUGAAUAAUGGUCACGCAAACGUGAAUAACUUUUCAUAUACAGCUGGACUAACGCGUUGCCUCCGUAACAAAGCUACGUUAUUUACAAAACGACAACUUGAUGAACAAGCUAAUUUCUUUAAUAAUUUUGAUAUCUCAAAACCAUGUCAAAAAUGCUCGGCAUCAAAUGAAUUCAUUGCAAGGCAAAUUGAUUUGUGUAAGUACUUACUGUAA